Molecule: messenger RNA, 1509 nt
Organism: Penicillium atrosanguineum
Lineage: Eukaryota; Fungi; Ascomycota; Eurotiomycetes; Eurotiales; Aspergillaceae
Exons: 5
Coding region: 1-1509 (502 amino acids)
Biological process (GO): L-glutamate catabolic process
Cellular component (GO): cytosol
Molecular function (GO): glutamate decarboxylase activity; pyridoxal phosphate binding
Source: RefSeq, a predicted model, not a curated record
AUGUCGCCCAUGAGCCUUUUCUCCGAGAGACUCUCUGAGUCCGACCGAAGUUGUAGCAACAUUUACGGUUCUCGAUUUGCUUCAGAACAUAUGCCGUGCAACAGUUUCCCAGAGGACGAGAUGCCGAAAGAAGUCGCCUAUCGAAUGAUCAAGGAUGAUCUGGUUCUUGAUGGUAACCCGAUGUUGAAUCUCGCUAGCUUUGUCACUACCUACAUGGAAGACGAAGCCGAAAAGCUCAUCGCCGAAUCCGCAAACAAGAACGUCAUCGACCAUGAGGAAUACCCCAAGUCGGUCGAAAUCGAACAGCGCUGUCUCAACAUUCUGGCCGACCUAUUCCACACUCCUCAAAUUAAUGGGAAAGCUACCGCUGUCGGCACAGCCUGCAUUGGAUCAUCUGAAGCCAUCAUGCUGGGCGUUCUCGCCAUGAAGAAACGCUGGCAAAACGAACGAAAGGCGCAAGGUAAAGACGCCUCUCGUCCUAACAUCAUCAUGAGCACUGGUGUCCAGGUCUGCUGGGAGAAAGCAGCGAGAUAUUUUGACAUUGAAGAGAAGCUGGUCCCCUGUACGGAAACCCGAUUCGUGAUCGAUCCAGUUGAGGCUGUGAACCUGGUCGAUGAGAACACGAUAGGCAUUGCUGCUAUUCUUGGAACAACGUACACUGGGCAGUAUGAGGAUGUCAAGUUGAUCAAUGAUCUUCUGAUUGAAAAGGGCCUUGACACUCCCAUUCAUGUUGAUGCUGCUAGUGGUGGAUUCGUCGCUCCCUUCGUCAACCCCGAUUUGACAUGGGACUUUCAGCUGCAAAAUGUUGUCUCGAUCAACGUUUCCGGCCAUAAGUAUGGCCUGGUCUACCCCGGCAUCGGCUGGGCCCUGUGGCGAUCCAUCGACUACCUGCCAAGAGAACUCAUCUUCAACAUCAACUACCUCGGCGCAGACCAGUUGAACUUUACCCUGAACUUCUCCAAGCCUGCAUCCCACAUCAUCGCACAGUACUACCAGAUGAUCCGCCUAGGACGUCGAGGCUACACCGACAUCAUGAUGAAUCUAACCCACACAGCCGACUACCUUGCCGACCAGCUCAAGAAUCAGGGAUUCAUCAUUAUGAGCGACGGCAGCGGUGAUGGACUUCCAGUCGUCGCCUUCCGCCUGGGCUCGGCUCAGCACAUCGUUUUCGACGAGUUUGCACUCUCCCACAAACUCCGCGAACGUGGUUGGAUUGUUCCGGCGUACACAAUGGCUGCAGACUGUGAGAAGAUGAGCAUGAUGCGCGUCGUGGUGCGCGAAGAGUUCAGUCAAAGUCGUUGUGAUUGUCUGGUCAAUGAUAUCCAGUUUGCUCUCCAGGCGCUGGCCGAGCAGGAAAUUCUGAACAUUCAGCGCUAUCACAAAUUGAUGCAAAGUCAGCUUGCUCUUCCGAAAACACUCUGCGCCGAACAUUCGUGUCUUCCCGUCCUUCAGGCCCCCGAAAAGACCGCUGAGAUCACUGUCAACACUCGUGAAUUCAUUGAGGCAUAG